AUUGAUUAGUUCCUAAUGAUUUUACUGGCAAAUGCACGGAAUUGCGCACAUUCUAUUUAGUGUCAAAUGAUCGUUUCUGCACCUGUUUCCCAACUAAUUUCUUAAUCGCACAUUAGUUACAUUAUUUCGUUCGACUGAGGUCAGAGCACGGGCACAUACGAAUAGAGAAAGUGAUCUGGAUUUACGUAACAAUGCCAGAGGGGGUUUUUGUACGUUUGAAUUCGCGUUCAAUAAAUCGAGUGAAAGGGGUUUUUUUUUCGUGUUGCGUUCAGCAGCAUUCAUUCGAAAACUGGUUCCGAAUUUGGGCCAAAGUUUUCCUUGCCUAAACGCAACAACGAACGUUCGUUGUUCCGUCUCUGCGUUUUUCAGUGAGAACCCAAGUUCCGAGCCGCGAACAUGUUGCGAAUCACGCUCGCUAUUUCAUUUGCGCUUUCCGUCUGCGCCAUCCAAAUCGAUGUUGGCAAUUACUACGGUCAUCAUCAACAGCAGCAGCUGCAGCAACAGCAAUAUUUGGUAGCUGAGAAACCGAAGAGGGAGCACGAGAAGGGUCAAGAUUUUUCCAAGAUUCCCGGCCAUCCAGGGGUGGACUACCCCAUCUACCAUUCCGUACCAGAGACGAGCUUCUCCUGCCACAAUGUUCCGGCGCAUCCGGGAAUGUACGCCAACGUAGAAACCGGCUGCCAGGCUUACCACGUCUGCCACGACGGUCGCGAGGGUCACCAAGGCGCUUCGUUCCUCUGCACCAACGGCACCCUCUUCAACCAGAAGGAGUUCGCCUGCGAUUGGUGGUACAACGUCGAUUGCCACCAGGCCGUCAACUAUUACAGACUCAACUUGGACCCGGAGAAGAACCCCUACUUCCCCAAGAAGAAGUUGGAGGAAGAGAAGCAGCCAGAGUACCAGCAUCACUAUUGAAUAUCCAACGU
This is a messenger RNA of Nicrophorus vespilloides, 926 nucleotides long. RefSeq lists its product as uncharacterized. The transcript is spliced from 4 exons. Gene Ontology annotation, cellular component: extracellular region. Gene Ontology annotation, molecular function: chitin binding. The record is from RefSeq and is a predicted model, not a curated record. NCBI's taxonomy places the organism in Eukaryota, Metazoa, Arthropoda, Insecta, Coleoptera, Silphidae. Bases 397 to 915 code for a protein of 172 amino acids.